This is a messenger RNA of Magnolia sinica, 2346 nucleotides long. RefSeq lists its product as uncharacterized. Bases 49 to 2187 code for a protein of 712 amino acids. NCBI's taxonomy places the organism in Eukaryota, Viridiplantae, Streptophyta, Magnoliopsida, Magnoliales, Magnoliaceae. The record is from RefSeq and is a predicted model, not a curated record. The transcript has a single exon.
AGCUCAGCUUAUCAGGAGAGCUGGCGGAGAGAGCGUGCGAGUAAAAAAAUGAAUUCCGGAAAAUCUCUUCCACUGCUGCUGCGGCUGCUACCGCUGCUGCUCCACUUCUUCUCGUGCAGCAGUGAAGAUGGAAGGAACAGCAUCGUCUUCACUACUCUGGGCCGAGCUCACUACGCCUUCGACAUCUACUCCGUCCAUAUCCCAACCGUCUCCCUCCUCUCCCAAUCAACACCGUCCAACGAGCUGCUACUAACGGACGGAGAGUCCGUCAACUACAACGGCUACUUCCCUGACGACCCGUCCUCGCUCCUUUCCCUCCUCUCCUCACCUCACCCAAUCGUUAACCAAGCAGUCGUGUACGUCACCGAGCGGAACGGCUCCUCCAACAUCUACCUGGACGCCCACCUUCAUCAGAGCCGUCCAUCUGAAUCGGAGGAGGAGGGAAGAAGAGCCGCCCUUGAGGAGGUCCCUUAUCGUGUCCAGAUUCCUCUGCUGCAAUCUCAAUCGAACGAUGUCCGUUUUUACAUGAAAGAUAGACCGUCGAUCUCCGGCGAUCAUCUGAUCUAUGUCUCGACGCAUGAAAAGUCGGAAUUGCCUAGGAAGAGCUGGGCCGCGGUGUAUUCGUCCGAUCUCCGGACAGGCGGGACCCAGCGGUUGACCCCUUAUGGGAUCGCCGAUUUCAGCCCGGCGGUCUCCCCGUCGGGCGAAUGGACGGCUGUGGCUUCUGCAGGGGAGAGAGGAUGGGAAGGGGAAGUUGAGGAUCUCAAGACCGAUGUCUACGUGUUUCGGACCCGCGACGGAUCAGAGAGGGUGAAGAUCGUCGAUCACGGUGGCUGGCCUACUUGGGCCGACGAUCGGACGCUUUUCUUCCAUCGCGAGAGCGACGACGGAUGGUGGAGCAUCUACAAAGCAGUGCUCCCUCGACGAAGCUCACGCCGAGUCGACUCGGUAGUCGUCAAACGAGUCACACCGCCCGGCUUCCAUGCAUUCACUCCCACUGCUGCUCGGAAUGGAAAAUUCAUCUCGAUCGCCACCAGAAGGCCCACCUCUGAAUUCCGUCACAUCGAACUGUUCGAUCUUGCAAACAAGGUGUUCGUCGAAAUCACCAGACCAAUCUCUCCCAAUACUCACCAUUUCAACCCAUUCAUCUCCCCAGAUUCCACCCGAAUUGGCUACCACAGGUGCAGAGGCCGCAGCAACAGAAGCCCUCUGCUCCUUGAGAAUCUCCAGAACCCAUUGCCUGGCGUCUCUCUAUUCAGAAUCGAUGGCUCCUUCCCUUCUUUCUCUCCUAACGGAGACCGGAUCGCCUACGUUUCAUUCCCGGGUCUCUCCGUGGUGAACAGCGACGGCUCAGAUAAGAGGGAGGUCUUCAGCGGCGCUGCAUUCGCCACUGCCUGGGACUGGAAACGAAAGGGCGUGAUCUACACCAGCCACGGCCCCGAAUUCGCCUCAGAAAGCACCGAGGUCGAUAUCAUCUCCAUCAAUCUUGAAGAGAAGGCAGAAAACGGGCUAUCCUUCUCAUCCUACUCAUACAAGAAACUAACCACAGGAGGCGAAAACAAUGCCUUCCCCUCUCCAUCACCAGAUGGGAAGUGGGUCGUGUUCCGAUCGGGCCGAUCAGGCCACAAGAACCUCUACAUCAUGGACGCGAUCGAAGGCGAGAAGGCGUCGAUCCGACGGUUGACGGAUGGACCAUGGACGGACACUAUGUGCAACUGGUCGCCGGACGGUGAAUGGAUCGCAUUCUCGUCCGAUCGUCAUGAUCCGGGCGGGGGCAGCUUCGCUCUCUACUUCAUCCGGCCCGAUGGAUCGGGCCUCAAGAGGGUGGUCCAUAGUGCGGACGGUGGUAGGACGAACCAUCCAUGGUUCAGCCCUGACUCCAAGAGCCUUAUAUUCACCAGUGAUUAUGCUGGGGUUUCAGCUGAGCCAAUUGCGAAUCCGCAUCAUUAUCAGCCGUACGGGGAUAUAUUCAUCGCGAAAUCGGACGGUUCUGGAAUACAGCGGCUCACCCACAACUCGUAUGAGGAUGGGACACCAGCUUGGGGCCCCACCUUCAUGAGGCCCGUUGAUGUGGUGGAGGGCCCUCCUGGGGGUCCUAAGUGCAACUUCGACGAUUGCCACUGGCUUGCAAUAAAGAAGCGUGAUGGGCUUUCUGUGGCAAGCAAUCCCACGUGUGGAACGCCAUAGGUAAAACAAAGAUGCUAUGGGUAGUAAAAUGCAUGUGUAAUUAUCUGAAUGUAUGGUUGUGAUGGAGUGGGCCAUUUGGCCUGACGCUCUUAUGUAUGUAUACCCACGAAUAGAAUCUGCAUGGUAUAUUGUAAUGCGCUCGUGCAGCAACUGCUCUUC